Enterospora canceri is the source of this 797-nucleotide messenger RNA. Lineage: Eukaryota; Fungi; Microsporidia; Enterocytozoonidae. The record is from the annotation of a GenBank genome assembly.
AUGAAGAGGAUGGAGAUAGAAGCCGCGAAUGAAGCGAGAAGGUUAGAAGUUGAAGAGAGAAGAGAGGCUAGAAGAUUAGAAGCUGAAGAGAGAAAUGAAGCGAGAAGGUUAGACCUGGAAGUUAGAAGGUUGGAGGUAGAGAAGAACAGAGAUUUUGAGUGGGAAAGAUCUAGACUGGGGGCUAACUCAACUCAUAAGGGAGGAGAAGGAGAGGGGAAUACAGUUGAGCGCCAGAUGGUAAGGAGUCUGCAGCUCAUCCCUGACUUUGACGAGCAGAAGGUUGCAGAAUGGUUCCGAAGAUUCGAGAAGAAGGCGGCUGAGUUCGGAUGGCAAGGAGAAAGAUGGGUUGGCCUCGUGGCCAAUAAGCUGAAAGGUAGGGCAUUGGAGGCAUACGACAAUAUGUCGGCGGAAGACCUAGAAAGUUACGAGGACUUUAAGGCUGACAUCUUGAGGGCUUACGAGCUGCGGCCCGAAGCCUAUCGCCUAAGGUUCAGAGGUGGGAAGAAGAGACCUGGUGAUUCCUACCUCGAGUGUGCUCGCCAUUUAGAGCAGGUCUUUAAGAGAUGGAUCAGGAGUGAGGAAGUGGAUUCUCAACGCGCCCUGGAAGAGUUGAUGGUUAUGGAGCAGUUCAUAAAUGCUGCUGACAAGGAACUGGUGCCUCUCCUCAGGGAGAAGCGUUUCAAAACGCUGAAGGAGGCUGCCACCUGGGCUGACGACCAUGUGUUAGCCCAUCGUUCGGAGCCUCGUACUGGAGGUGGGUUCAAAGAGGGAGGACCACGAGGGCCAGGGGGCGGUGG